Molecule: messenger RNA, 3737 nt
Organism: Erpetoichthys calabaricus (reedfish)
Lineage: Eukaryota; Metazoa; Chordata; Cladistia; Polypteriformes; Polypteridae
Product: tripartite motif-containing protein 16-like
Exons: 6
Coding region: 1152-2576 (474 amino acids)
Molecular function (GO): protein binding; zinc ion binding
Source: RefSeq, a predicted model, not a curated record
ACUGGCCUGCUGGCUCUCUGUCAUUUUAUGGCAUCUCAAACACCAUGACCCUCCUGCACAGGUUCAACACCUCCUUCAUUGAGCCACUCUAUCCAGCAUUUGGGCCAGUAUUGGAUUCUAACAUAACAAUCUGCCCUCUGAACCCGUCUGACCAGUGACCAGUGUUAUCAUCAGGUCACUUAAUUUCUUCUGUCACACAGACUGUUGUGUUAUUUUAUAGUUAAGAGUAAAACUUCCUAAAAUGUGGCGCAGUAGCCAUUAGACAGUUGUUAAAUGUUUGAAUUAUGGAUGCCACUGGAAAUUCUCAGUCCAGUCUCCUUCACAGUUAACUUGUGGUUGAUCAGAUAAUCUAUAACUGUAGUCCUAAUCUCAUCAGAAACAUCUCUUUCUUCCCCCUGGUCUUCUUCCAAAUCUUUCUCCUCAGUCUUGCCCUCGUCCUUGUCCAAGUUCUCCUCCCUCUCCCUCCCAGUAGUAACAGGGACUAUUGAGGAGGCAUUCAGCAAUUUAGAAACUGUAGAGGGAGAAGAGCUGCUGCGAUUAAGUAGACUGAAAUCAAACAAAUCACCAGGACCAGAUCAUAUUUAUUCUCAAGUUCUUAAAGAGGUUAGCAAUAUAAACCCUUAAUGCAUUUUUUAGGAAGACACUGCGAACUGGGGAAAUUCCGAAGGAUGGAAAAUUGAAAAUAUUAUCCUGUGGAGUAUUUAGACAAAGCAUGAAUUAAAAUGAAAUUAAUCUUACAGUAAUAAACGGCAGGACAGUGGGGAACAUAGAAGCUCUGGCUCUCUGUGAUUUACAAAAUAUCAGAAAAUAGAUCAGGUGAAUGAAAAAUGGAAAGUAAAGAUUGCUUUAUAAACCACACUGAUCUGUGCCUGUCAGCUCACAGCAUGUUAUUGGGUGUGUCUGCAUUCCAUCAAACACAUCAGAUUUAAGUUUCAUUUCUUUAGAAUCAACACCCACAUGUCAGACUGGAUGUGAACUAUAAAGGCAGCAGCCCAUAUUUUCCUGUCUGUGGACCCUGGAGAAGUUGAUCAGUCUCACACGUGGACACAACUACUAGUCAGACACACUGGAGAUCUAGAGCUGUCCUCAGCACAGACUAAUAUACAAAGUUGUGCCUGAGUUGAACAGACAUUAAAGAGAAACUGAAAGACAUGGAAGCCUCUUCACCUCAAAGUUAUGCUGGACCUGAUGAUGUGCCCUGUGAUAUUUGUACUACUGGAAGAAAAAGGAAAGCAGGGAAGACCUGCAUGACCUGCAUGAUCUCCUACUGUGAGGCUCACCUGCAGCCGCACAAGGAGCAUGGCGUCUACAAACGACACAAACUGGAGGAGCCAACUGGAAACAUUGAGGAGAAACUCUGUGCAAAACACCAGAGGGUUCUGGAAAUCUUCUGUAGGACCGACGAGAGCUGUGUCUGCUUGCUCUGUGCAACAACCGAACACAAGACUCAUGACACUGUGACACCUGAGGAAGAGCAAACUGGGAAACAGAACCAGUUGGGGAAGAGAAGGGCAAAAAUCAAAGAAAGAAUUGAAGAGAAAGAAAAGAAACUGGAGGAGGUGAAGGAGACGGUAGUGAGGAUUAAGAGUUCUACAGAAAUAGAACUUCAGGAACAUGAGAAGACCUUUAAAGCUGUGCUUGAGUCCAUUGAGAGGCUGCGGUCAGAGGUCAUUGAACUCAUUAGAGAUUACGAGCAGAAGGAAGUGAGUAAAGCUGAAGAAUUCAUCAAGCUACUGGAGAGGGAGAUUGAGGCGCUGAAGAAAAGAAACACUGAACUAGACAAGCUUUCACAGACAAACGACCCUAUCUACUUCCUUCAGAAGUUCCCAAAUACCUACAUCCCUUCUGAAGAUGGAGAUUCACUUGAUAUCAGAGUUGAUGACAGCUUGCUGCCUGAGACUCUAAGGAAGGACUUGUCUGAUCUGCAGAGGAGUCUGGAGGAGAUCAGCAGCUGGAAAUUUGUGAAGAUCAAAGGGGUCGACACUCCAGGCUACAUACUGCAAAAUUUUAGAAUGAGAGAUCAAUUUUUAAAAUACUCCUGUCCACUCACCCUGGACCCCAACACAAUACACAAACGCCUGCACCUGGCUGACGGGAACAAACAGGUGAUGCACAAGAAGACAGAGACCCCGUAUCCUGCUCAUCCUGACAGAUUUGACUACUGGCCCCAAGUUCUGUGCAGUGAACCUCUGAAUGGGACUCGCCACUACUGGGAGGUUGAGUGGAGUGGAGACGGAGGAAAGAUUGGAGUGACGUAUAAAGGAAUUGGAAGGAAAGGAAAGAAUGAGGAGUUUUUCCUUGGAUGCAAUGACAAGUCCUGGUGUUUGGUCUGCUCUAAUUCACAGUGCUAUGUGAGUCAUAAUGGAAAAAAUAUUACAAUUUGCACCCUCCCCAGCAAUAAAAUAGGCAUCUACUUGGACUAUUCAGGUGGCUCCCUUUCAUUUUAUAGCAUCACGAACAAAAUGAGUCUCCUCUACAAGUUCACUGUCUCCUUUACUGAGCCACUCUAUCCGGGAUUUUGGGUCGGAAGGAAUGCCAGCAUGAAAAUCUGCCAGCUAAACCCAUCUGACCAGUGACUGGUGUCCAAAUUUGUCACUUAAUGGAGUUUUUGUAAUUCCUAAUUGCCUCAGUAACUUCAUGCUAACAAAAGAUUUCAGUUUUCUCAGAAUCAGUUAGAGCUGAUAAAUCACUCUGUGAUCAGAAGAGGGCGUGAUAGCACCCAGAAUCCAAAAACACUGACACCACAACAGACCUGGGUUCCAUUCAGUGACCUUUACUUGAAUAAAGUACUUUUACAGUCUGCUCCUUCUACACACCAGACAAUAAUAGCUCUCCCUUAUGUCUCUUUGUCCUUCUCAUCUCCCUCCAGCCAGUGUUGUCCUACUUCCUCUCAGCUCUGACUCCCUGAAAGGACUGAGAUACCUUCUUUUAUCUUAGACCUGGAAGAAGUAAUUCUGGUGCCAUGGCACUACCUCGAGGAAGCACUUCUGGAUCAAUCAGAAACUUGGUGAUGAGACACUCAAAGUCCUCUACCAGCAGUGCCCCGCUGGCGGCAGCCAAGGACCCCGACAGGGCCACCCUUCUGAACUACAAAUCCCAGGCAACUCCAUGUGUGUCCAAACUGGGACCAAGCCAGAUGAACACUGCCACUUUUUAUGUUAGGGGAUCAAUUGUCUCCGGUAUUCAGAUUUCCCCAGUCCAUCCAUUACUCCAACUACCUGACUGGGACAAGGACUGGAAACCAACCCAGCCAGACUGCACCUUCAUCCAUAUGAUUCCCGCACAGUGGCUACUCUAAGGCACCACACUCCAUCCCAGUCUGGAUGCCAGUCCAUCCAUUAUGGCCACUUACACCAUUGUAUCAAUUUUGAAUGGAACAAUUAGACAAUAUUUUGGGCUAUUAUUAAUAAUUUUGACUGGAACUGCCUUAACCCAUCCAUCAAUUUUUCUAACUCAAUUAAACAGGGCUGGGUCCAUGGGACAAGUGGAACUUAUCACAGCAAUCAUCUGCUACAAGGCAGGAACAGCAGCUGGAUUGUACACCAGUUCAUCACAAGUUCAUUUGCCAAUUUAACAUCGUCAAUCCACCUAAUCAGCAUGUCUUUGGACUGUGAGAGGAAACCCAUGCAGACAUGGGGAGACCAUGCAAGCUCCACACAGCAGCACUACCAAUCCUAAUAUAAAGAUAACAGUUUAGCUUUUCUUUAGCUUGACACAUGAAGCCACCGAAAGCCAAA